AUGGCGCGGCGGCGACUCGUCGCGGCCACGUGUGUCCUCCUCCUCCGCUCUUCCGCUUCGCUCCGCGUCGCGCUCUGCGUGACGGGCCAGUUGCGGACCUUCGACCGCGAGGCCGUGCGGGAAUCGCAGGCGAACCGCCUCGUCGGCGACCUCCGGCGCCAGGCGUCGUCGCUCGAUAGCUUCCUCGUCGUGAGCGAGGCCCUCUCGACGACGACGACGGGCUGGCUUCAAACGCUCUACGCGCCCGUCUCCAUCGACGUCGUCGACGUGCGCAACCACAACUUCCAGUACUCGAUGCACGCGACGUGCGGCGAGCGGAUGCGCGAGCGCGAGCGAGCGACGGGCGAGGCCUACGCGUGGGCGAUCAAGUCGCGGUUCGACCUCUUCUUCUACGGACCGUCGCCGGCGCUCGCGUCGCUGUCGGCGGCGGCCGUCCACUCGAGGAUGCGACGAUGGCCCUACGGCAACGAGACGUUCGACGUCGACGCGUUGUCGGGAGAGAUCCAGUCCUGGGAGCACGGGGCCAAGGAGUCUCCCGGUUGCUCCCCCGACGGGGGCGAGAUUCGCGUCGACGACCAGGUGGCGUUCGUCCCGGCCGCCUUCAUCGGCGCCUACUUCGACGACCACGUCGGCACGGGCGUCGUGCACCGCGAGGUGCUGUCCGGCGGCGAGGGGAGCGUGCUCGGCCGCUACCCCGUGGGCGGCUGGGCCGAGGUGCCGCGGCCCCUGUCGUCGAAGGCGUCGGGCCCCGUCGUCGCCUGGUGCGUCGGCGGCGGCGGGUCCCACGUCGCCUGCGGCUUCGGCGACGGCACCGUCGAGGUCUGGGACUGGACGACGCUGCUCGCGCUCUGCGGGUCGCUCGCGCCGUCGCCCGCGGCGCGCAAGGCCGACCGCCGCGACAGCGGCGGAGCGGACGGCGCGCGCGCGUCCGACGACGACGACGACGACGCGAGCGACGACGAGGGCGCCGAGUCCGACCUGGCCGUGGCGCGCGUCGCCUGGGGCGCGCGCGCGCGGACGCUCGCGGUCUGCUACGCCGCCAAGAGCGACGACGCGUCGUCCGUCGUCGUCGCGGCCUGGGACGUCGAGGACGGCUGCGCGGGCGCGCGCGCGCCGCGCGUGGCGAAGCGCUUCGACGACUUCGACGACGCCGCGGACCUCGCGUGCGCGGAGAGCCUCGACGCGUUCGCGUUCGUGCUCGCGACGCCCGACGGCACGGGCGCGGUCUUCGUCGCCGACGGCUGCUCCGGCGCCGCGCCGGCCUUCGAGCGCCUCGACGACGACGGCGAGGACGACGACGCGUCCUGGGCCCUGGCCUUCGCGGGCGAGGCGCUGCUGGCCGUGUCGCCCGCGUUCCGCUGCACCGUCUUCCGCCGGGACCGCGGCGCGUGGACCGCGGCGGCGCAGCUCGACUGGAGCGCGGCCGCCGCGGGCGCGCCGCGGGGGUUCCGGCCCGAGCCGCGGCUCGCCGCGGCCGGGGGAGUCGUCGCCCUCGCGGGCGCCAAGUCCGUCGACGUCUUCCGCGCCGCGGACUUCCGCGACCCGUCGACGCCGCCCGCGGCCGCGGCGUCGCUCGGCGCCGCGUGCCUCGCGCGGGUCCGCGGCGACGCCGUCGGCGCCGCGGCCCUGGUCUGGGACCGCGUCCACGUCGGCGCCGCCGCCGACGGCGGCGGCGUCGUGGCGCUCGCGACGCUCGCGGAGCCGCCCUACGCGGGCCCGCGGGCGCGCGAGCCGUACGCGGGCGAGUCGCGCGUCUUCGCGUGGUCCCUCUCCGACGACGCGGUCCCUUCCGACGUCGAGCCGGAGAUCCUCCCGUCGGCGCUGCCGCGCUUCCAGGCGCCGAAGCCGUCGAGCAAGAAGACGGGCGCGGGCGCCGUCGCGGGCGCGCCGCCGCCGCGCCUCGAAGCCGUCGCGACGCGCGUCCACGGGCCCCCGCGGAGCCGGCGCCUCGAGGCCCUCUGCCUCGACUCCUCCGGCGCGCUCCGGGAGGCCGGCGCGACCUUCGCGACGGUCUGGGCCGGCGCGCACUUCCCCGUUGGCUACGAGCUCCUGCUCGACAACGUCCACUACGCGGAGUGCGAGGACGAGCUCGACUUCUGCGGCGGCGUCGAGCAGCUCCCGACCUACGAGACGGACCUGCGCACCGUCGACGGCUUCUUCGCCGUGUCCAUGGACGACGAGGAGCUGAGCGACGAGGUCCUCGACGUCGUCGGGUCGAGCCGCGCAGAGCCGCCGCCGCGGCCCUACGCGAGCCCGCUGACCGCGUCGGGGCGCGUCGCGCGCGGCCACGACGACGAGCUCGCCGGCGCGAGCGUCGGCGCCGUCGGCGACCCCACGGUCGCCAAGUUCCGCGCGCUGCUGCUCUAACGCUAUUACGGCGGG
This is a messenger RNA of Aureococcus anophagefferens, 2382 nucleotides long. Its product is annotated as expressed protein. The record is from RefSeq and is a predicted model, not a curated record. NCBI's taxonomy places the organism in Eukaryota, Pelagophyceae, Pelagomonadales, Pelagomonadaceae. The transcript is spliced from 2 exons. Bases 1 to 2367 code for a protein of 788 amino acids.